GUUUUCCUCCUGCAGCUUCAUGUUUCCCGUCGCAGGCGGUUUAGGCCCCCCUCAAGGGAUGAUUCCUAUGCAACAGCAAGGAUUUCCAAUGGUUCCUGUCAUGCAGACCAACAUGCCAGGGAUGAUGGGAAUGAAUUAUGGCUCUCAGAUGCCUCCUGGACCCAUGACCAUGCAGGGUGGCAUGGCCCUAGGGCCCAUGCCAGCAGCUGGAAUGCCCUACAUGGGCCAGGCCUCUUUCCUGGGAAUGCGCCCGGCCGCCCCGCAGUACAGCCCCGACAUGCAGAAGCAGUUCGCAGAGGAGCAGCAGAAGAGGUUUGAGCACCAGCAGAAGUUCUUAGAGGAGGAAAGAAAACGGCGGCAGUUUGAAGAGCAGAAACAAAAGCUGAGACUCCUGAGCAGUGUGAAACCCAAGACAGGUGAAAAAAGCAGAGAUGAUGCUUUGGAAGCCAUUAAAGGGAACUUAGAUGGCUUUUCUAGAGAUGCUAAAAUGCACCCAACACCAGCAACACAUCCAAAAAAACCAGAUCAUCCCACACCAUCCCAUUGUGCUGUAUCUGUUUCCCAUUCUGCUUUUCUCGAUGAUGAAGAAUUUAGUGACUUUAUGCAAGGGCCUGUUGAAACCCCCAAACUGGUGCCUCAAUCCACCUCUCAGCCUUUCCAUCCUGCCACUGAGGCUGGGCAGCUGCUUUCAGAGAGGGCUGUGCUCCAACCUGUCCCUCCAGCCCAGGCUCCAGUGUUAUCCACCCUGCAUGGUACAACUGGGCAGGUUCCUUAUUUUCCUACCUCUGCAUCUCCAUCCAAUACCCAUAAAACAGGCUAUUCCUUGGAGGAGAAAGCCUUAGCUAAUGGCCCAGAUGAAUCUGAACAAGAGCAAACCAAACUUAAAACAUCCGAAGUUGGGCACAAAGCCUCGGCUGCAAGCCAAGCCCAUCCCAGUCUCACCAGCAGUGACUGGGAUGUUGUAGGUGGACAUGAAAGUGGUCCCACUGCUGCUGCAGAGGUGCACAAGGCUUCAGAACAAAACAGAGCAGUUGAAGAGUGUGGAGUUGGAGUGUUCCCUCCCCAGGACCCCAUCCAGCAAAUUAUGCCUCCCUGGAUUUACAACGACAGCUUGGUCCCAGAGCUGUAUAAGAAAAUCUUAGAAACCACUUUGACUCCUGCUGGCAUUGACACAGCCAAGCUCUACCCCAUCCUGAUGUCGUCGGGACUGCCCAGGGAGACCCUGGGGCAGAUCUGGGCUCUGGCCAACCGCACCACGCCCGGGAAGCUCACCAAGGAGGAGCUGUACUGCGUGCUGGCCAUGAUAGCAGUGACUCAGAGAGGGAUCCCUGCCGUGAGCCCGGACGUGCUGAACCAGUUUCCAGCCGCGCCCGUCCCCACCCUGUCCGGGUUCCCGGUGCCGCUGCCCGGCGGGGUGAGCCAGCCCCCGCUGCUGCCCGCGGCUCCCCCGGCCCCCGUGGGGCUGGGCAUGGGGCCCUCCGUGAUGGGCAUGAGCAUCCCCGGCCCUGCUGCAGCCCCGGCCGCGGCUCCGGCACCGGCUCCAGCGGGAGGAGCUGCAGCACAGCCUUCCGGAGCCUUCCUGCCCUCCUACCCGCCCGGCCAGGUAGUAAAACCAGAAGAUGAUGACUUCCAGGAAUUUCAGGAUGCCUCAAAGUCUGGCUCCCUGGAUGACUCCUUCACUGAUUUCCAGGGGGAUGCAGCCAAAGCCACCAGUUCACAGCACCGGAGCAGUGUUCCUUCUUUACUAAUGCCAGUCCCAGGUACUAAGCCGCUCUCACCAGCUGAUAAAUAUGCUGUGUUUAAAGGAAUGGCAGCUGAGAAGCCUUCUGAGAGUGCAGCUGCUUUUGGAGAUGGAGGGGACAAGUACAGCGCUUUCCGGGAAUUAGAGCAACCAGCAGAAAGCAAAUACUUGGGAGAGAACCUUGCAGAGUUCAAGCCCACAGGAGCUGAUGAUGGUUUCACAGAUUUCAAAACCGCUGACAGCAUCUCCCCAUUAGAGCCGCCCUCAAAAGACAAAACCUUCCCUGCGCCCUUCCCUCCUCUGCCUGCUCAGCCAAAACAGCCAGCACAAGCCAAGACCCCUUUGAAUCUGGCAGACUUGGAGCUCUUUUCCUCUCCUGGAGAAAACAAGCAGCCAUCCUUCCCACCUGCGUUUAACGCCUCAAAACCGGGCUCCUUUCCCCCCCCACCCCUUCCACCGGCCUCUGCCCAGCCAGCACCCGGCAAAACUUCAAGCUUAGCUGAUGACUUUGGAGAGUUCAACCUUUUUGGGGAAUUUUCUAACGGUGCAUCAGCCAGUGGACAGGAUGACUUUGCAGAUUUUAUGGCUUUCAACAACGGCGGGGGGUUUUCCGAACAAAAGCCUGAUGACAAAUACAAUGCACUCAAGCUGGAGGCCAGCCCUGGUGCUCAGGUCGCCUCCUCAGCCAGCACAGUGAAGGGUGGGCAGAGCUCUGCCACCACUGCUACCCCCACCAAAUACGACAUCUUCAAGCAGCUGUCCCUGGAAGGAUCUGGAGCGGGCUUCGAGGAGGCCAAGGACAGCGCGCUCUCCUCGGCAAAGAGCGAUGAUGACUUUGCUGACUUCCACUCCAACAAGUUUUCUUCCAGCGGCGCCGAGAAGUCGCUGGUGGACAAAGUGGCAGCUUUCAAGCAGGCCAAAGAAGACUCUGCUUCGGUGAAAUCCCUGGAUCUGCCUUCCAUCGGCGGCAGCAGCGUGGGCAAGGAGGACUCCGAAGACGCGCUGUCUGUUCAGUUUGACAUGAAACUGGCUGAUGUGGGAGGAGAUCUUAAGCAUGUCAUGUCUGAUAGCUCUUUGGAUUUGCCAACAGUUAGUGGCCAGCAUCCACCAGCAGCAGAUGUGGAUGACUUAAAGGGUGGCCCGUUUGGAAGCUGUCACAGUGGCUCUGCAGUCAGCAGCCUGGCGAGCUACGACUGGUCCGGCUCCGACAGGGACGACGUCCAGCAGGGCAAGAAGCUCUCGUGCUUCGCCCAACCCGCGGGGAGCAGCUCCUCCACGGCCACCUCUGUCCUCCAGAAGAAGGAGACCUUGUUUGGCAGCUCAGAAAACAUCACCAUGACAACGGUUUCCAAAGUGACAACCUUCUCCAGCGAGGAUGCUUUGCAGGAUGUUUCCUUCGCAGCCUUCGCAAACUUUAAGGACUCCGGGCCGGUCUCGAGCGCUCCGAGCGACGACGAUGUCGGGGACUUUGGGGAUUUUGCCAGACUUCCCUCGGAUGCUCAGGAAGCUGCAGCAGCUGACACAGCCCUGGGUGCUGAUUUCCUCGCUGGAGGCUCCUCUGAGCUGCGGAGGGAGGCCACAGAUGACUUCGGAGAGUUCCAAAGCGAAAAACCAAAAAUCAGCAAGUUCGACUUCUUGGUGGCAACUUCCCAAGGCAAGGUGAAAUCCAGUGAGGAGAUGAUCAAGAGUGAGCUGGCCACCUUUGACCUGUCUGUGCAAGGGUCUCACAAGAGGAGCCUGAGCCUGGGGGACAGAGAAAUCAGUCGCUCCUCACCUCUGCCAGCUCUGGAGCAGCCCUUCAGGGACCGGUCGAACACCCUGAGCGAGAAGCCAGCCCUGCCCGUGAUCAGGGACAAGUACAAGGACCUGACUGGGGAGGUGGAGGAGAGCGAGAGGUAUGCCUACGAGUGGCAGAGGUGCCUGGAGAGUGCCCUGCAGGUCAUAAAGAAAGCAAACGACACCUUAAAUGGAAUCAGCAGUUCAUCUGUUUGCACUGAAGUUAUCCAGUCUGCUCAAGGCAUGGAAUAUUUACAGGGGGUUGUUGAAGUCUACAGAGUAACAAAGAGGGUGGAGCUGGGCAUCAAAGCAACUGCUGUUUGCAGUGAGAAGCUGCAGCAGCUGCUGAAGGAUAUUGAUAAAGUGUGGAACAACCUGAUCAGCUUCAUGUCCCUGGCUGCUCUAACGCCAGAUGAAAACUCCCUGGAUUUCUCUUCUUGUAUGCUGCGCCCAGGGAUUAAGAACGCCCAGGACCUUGCCUGUGGAGUGUGUCUCCUAAACGUGGAUUCCAGAAGCAAAAAAGAAGAGAAACCUGUGGAAGAACUUCCCAAAAAAGCCUUUAAUUCUGAGACAGAUAACUUCAAGCUGGCGUACGGAGGGCACCAGUACCACGCCAGCUGUGCCAACUUCUGGAUCAACUGCGUGGAGCCCAAACCUCCAGGGCUCAUCCUGCCAGACCUGCUCUGAAAGCAGCUGCUCUGCAGGUGGAGCUUUGGGUCUAAUCAUGCAGGGCUUGGGGUAACUGCUGUGGUGGAGAGGCUGGAGCUGGGUUUGAAACGUUUGGGGUUGGUUUUUGGUCCAAAAAUCAGCGGAUUAAAGCCUCUGUUACAGAUGGUGAAGAACUCACUUCUAAUGGCCAAGGUUUCAGAAAUAACUGGAAAAUAUGUAGUAUGGGAAAAAAAAUAGAAUUUCAGUCUUUCUGAAGAUGAAAACGUUAUCCUGUGUAAAAGCAGCCAUGUGCAUAAACCUGGGAGAGGCUGGCAUGGAGCUUCCCAGAGAAUCUGGAAUGCUGGGCUGAUUUGCAUUGAAACAACCACUUAAAUACUUGAAGUCUGUAUUUGCAAGCAAAUCUUUUCCUUAACGUUUUUAGGACAUGGACCUUGAUGUUCUUUAAGUAUUUGCUGCUGUGAUAUCACAGCACAUGAGUCACAGCAGCAUCCAAGGCAGAAUGAAUUAUUGACUCAAGGAGAAGCUGCUGGGUGUUUGUGCUUCCACUGCUCUGUGUUGGAAGUUGUGCUGGAUGCAGAACUGGUUAGUGCUGGAAGGUGAGGACUGGAAAACUGCUGUCAUUUUCCCUGUGCUAUGUUCUAUAGUGCAGGCAGCUGGAGUUUAAAACUCAUGGUCUUUGUCGUAAAUACAGAUAAAUUUCCCUGGAUUAGUCCUGAGCCCCAGGUAGGAUUUUGUCUCUCCUGACCUUUUGGGAGCUGUGUGGCUGCAGCACUGCUGAAAGCUGGACUCUGCUGAUGCAGCACAUCUGCUGCUGUGUAGAUUCUUUCCCUUUUUUGGCUGUGGAGAUGCUGUUCCUGAUGGGAUGGGAUGACUGUGUGUGGCUCCUGCAGUCUGCUGCUACCUGUAGCAACGUGUUCCUGUGACUCAGAGCUGGCAGCACAAGGUGGCCCGUGGCUCCUGCAGCAGGAAGUGGGAUUUAACACCCAAAGGGAUUUAACCCUGGGAUUUGGUGGUCUCAGCAAGCUGUGUUUGAAGCAGGCAUUGUGUCCCUGCUGGUUUGUGGCUUUUGCAGGUGCCUCUCUGGACAGGUUUGUGUCACAGACUCUCACUGAAUGUUACCUGUACAUCUAAAGUACCUGGCUCCUCCUUCAGAUCCAGUAUCCAGAGGAGAGUGCAGUCCAUGGAGUGCUGGUUACAGGAUUUUAAACCUGUGUUACAAGAGUCAUCCCACAACCCUGUCUAGGUCUGCAAGGAAUGAAGUGGGGUGUGAAUCCAUAGGGUGCAACUUUCUCCUUCAUUCUUUGGCUUAGUCUCUCAGAUCUGUCCCUUUCCUCCAGAGAUCUCAACAGCUUCUCCAAGUUAAUCCUGCCCCAUUACAAGUACCUGACACUGACCUGUGGUUAUUUGCUGAGACAGAAAUUACAAUGAGGAAAACGAUGCUUUGUAUUUAAAAAACAAACAGGAUUAGUUAUACGAAACUAUUAAUUAGCCCAAAUGAAAGAAUCUUGGCUCAGAGGUGUCUGGCUCCUUCCUUACACCAAUUACAAUAAAUCUCCUUGCUGCCUCAAAUUAGCUCAUUCAUGAAAUAAAGCACCGUGUGCCUCCAGCUCCAGCUGAUCCAGAGGCAGAUUUCCCGUGCUGUGCUUCCCACAUCCUGCCCAGGGAUUUCCAAAAAAACAGGGAAGCAACUCCUUGCUGGGGCUGCUGUGCCCCUCACCAGUGUUCCCACAGGAGUCUGGGGACAGGGAGCCACUGGCAGGGAUUCUCCAGUGGGAGAGGCUGGUGCUGAGGGAACGCUGUGUUGGGAAAAGGGAAUUUACUGUCAGCCUGGUUUUGCACCACAGCUCCCCAACACUUUGCUAGAGAGGAAUUUUUUCUCCUAAUUAAAAGAAAAUGCCACAAAUAAGAGGUUGUGGUGUGAGAUUUAAAGCACCAGCUGUGCUGUCACAGGAGCACCUUCCAGUGCUGUUUUUUCUGUACCUGUUAGCAGCUCAGCCCCUCUCUGAGCUGCAGCCAGCGUGUCUUUUGGCCCAUAAAAAAUGGGAUGGACAUUUACAAUUCCAACUGCAGCAGAGCUCACUGAAGGGUGACACUGCUGCUCUCCUGUUCCCACAGCAGAGAGAGCAGCAGGCACCAUCCCUGUCUUUGUGGGGAGCAGGAAGGGCUCUGCUCCAUCAGCUGUGGGAGCACAGGGAACGUUUGCACGGAGAUCCCCUCGAUAAAGGCAUUGCACAAGGAGGAUCAGCUGCAGCUCCCAGUCAUUCCAAUGACUCACUGGAGCAUUCAGCAUCCUCUCGGAUGUUGUUGCCAGCCAAAGCCCAGUGUCCUUCCAAGCUGUAUCCAAGGUGACAGGAUUGUCACAGCCCACCUUCCCCCACUGCAGGCCCCUGGACACGCUGCCUUCCCCUUGCUUGUGUCCAAUUGCAGGCCUGUAACUCCUUUUCCUGCAUGGGUUCUCUCACUGGAGAAGAGAAACGAGAUUUUCUUGGUUUUUUUUUAAUCUAUGUGUAGAUAGCUAAAAGGGGCUGCCUUGGCAGUGACCUGUGCAAAGUGGGGUUUCUGUCCCUGUGUAUAUUUGGAGUUCUGAGGAAUUAUUUGCUCGGUUAUUUAAUGUAUUUAUGGCUUAACCCCAUUGUGUUCCUGGUGCUUCUGUGCCGUGGCAGCUUCUCCUGGUGCUGGGGGCUGCUCCAGCCUCCUGCCUGCCCCUCCCUCCUCGUGCUGGGCUGAGUCCCUGCAGCCCUCCCGAGGUCACCUGUGCCCUGGGGAUUGUCACCCCCUGCACUCACCAUCCAUCCCAAGGACUUUUCCUCCCUGGCAGCAGCUUCUCCUCGCUGGGUUUGGUGGGAACAGCUCCUUGCCUAAAAUCCCUGCAGGCUGUGGGAGUGAGGGUGAAGUUCAGCCCCAGGCUGAGCAGGAGCUGAUGGAAACCCAUGGAAUGCUCCCAGUCCUGUCAGCUGCGUUGGGAAUCAUAAACUUGAAACAAAACCUGCCUUUCCAAUAAAAGCUGCUAUUGUACAAACUGCUGCUUUGGAUUUACUUUUUAAUUCUGCACCUGUAUUUAAUUCCAGCUCUCGGUGUUAAAAUAGGAAUGUCAUAAUUUUAUGAAGAAGAGUGAUCAGAAAACUCUUUCUAUUGUGAUUCUUCUCCUGCCCUCUGGGCAAAUGUUGUUUUUCUUCCAGAAGUGGUUUUGUGAUUAUUAGUUGGAGCUGUUUGGGUUUGUGCUGGAGUUUCUGCUGAUAUUUCAAAUCCAGUGAGAAUAAGUGUUAUUAAUUGACUUUAGUACCUUGUUUACUCCCUUAAUUCCUGCAAUGAUUUAUAAAUCCUGUGUUGAGAUUCAAACCUGGUGUUCAAUAAAAAGCUUGUUUCAUAUCUGA
This is a messenger RNA of Parus major (Great Tit), 7560 nucleotides long. RefSeq names its product synergin gamma (gene SYNRG). Bases 20 to 4204 code for a protein of 1394 amino acids. The transcript has 22 exons. Lineage: Eukaryota; Metazoa; Chordata; Aves; Passeriformes; Paridae. Gene Ontology annotation, molecular function: protein binding. Gene Ontology annotation, cellular component: clathrin coat of trans-Golgi network vesicle. The record is from RefSeq and is a predicted model, not a curated record.